CUUGGAGCAACAACUUCUGCAAAGACCUUCGAGAUCUGAUUUUGCAGCGUUUUUAAACAACUGGGAGAAUGCAGGUGCCGAACAGACCAGUCGGAGCUUAUGGAUACUCUGUGCGUAAUUACGCACCAGCAUCGCUGUACCCGCAGUACCAGGGGAGCCAGUGCGCGUCGUCAACGAAGCCUCCCAGUGGGAAAUCUUUCACUAUUGAUGCUUUGCUUGCCAAGCCGGAGGACACGAACAGCUGCCGGAGGAGUCCCACUCUGUGCGGGGAGAAAUAUCAACCAGCAGCGCCGGUUCUGCCUCUCACCGGACACGUAGGCUUACCGAUAUCAACAGCACCUUACGUCUACUCACCGGGCAUGUUGCACUCAGCGGUCCACACACAACCUGGAUAUUCAGUCUACUGCUGCCCCCCCUUCACCUACCAGUCAUCGUGCCCUGGAGCAUUUUACGCACAAGCCUCAAUGUCCAAAGUCAACGCAGGGCUGCAUUCGUUCAAAACCAAAGGUGGGAAGUCCAAACGAAUGCGCACCAGUUUCACCAGCGAGCAGCUCUCUCGGCUGGAGAAGGAGUUCGCCCGGCAGCAGUACAUGGUCGGAUCAGAGAGGUUCCUCCUGGCCUCCGCUCUACAGCUCACAGAAGCUCAGGUCAAAGUCUGGUUCCAGAACAGACGCAUCAAGUGGCGCAAACAGAGUCUGGAGCAGCAACAGGCCAAGCUGGCCAAACUGGGCCUGGCUGCCCCACCGAAAAGUCCCGGAUCUCAAGGUCACGGGGAUGAAGGAGAUGAGGAUGAGGAGUUCUCCGACCUGGACGUGGAUAUUGAUGUGUCUGAUGGCUCCACUGACCACUGCUGAGCGAACACCACUGGUGGACUGUGUGAAAAGACUUUGUGUACAUACAGCUGAGAAAGGAGGCCUGUGGCUCCAACUAUGAAUAUUUAAUAGAUGUAUAGUUAUAUAUUUAAUUUUUUUUUUUACAUUUAUUGCUCUUCACUUCAUGAGUUCAGUUUUUGUAUAUUGAACGAAAGAAAUAUAUUAGAAAUAUAUUUUAUGACAUUAAUGGCAACUUUGUCCUGCUCAUUGUUUUUAUUCAGUGCUGUUGAAUGUUUCAGAAGUUAAAAGGCGACAUUUUGUGAAAAUCUGCAUUUCCUAUUUGCACAUGUAAGAGUUGAACAGAUGGAUCCCAUAAAAACCCUGAAAAAAAAAAAAACACUAAA
Messenger RNA from Dicentrarchus labrax (European seabass), 1216 nucleotides. It is a transcript of the gene noto, whose product is annotated as notochord homeobox. The transcript has 3 exons. Gene Ontology annotation, biological process: neuron differentiation; central nervous system development; regulation of DNA-templated transcription. Gene Ontology annotation, molecular function: DNA binding; DNA-binding transcription factor activity, RNA polymerase II-specific. The record is from RefSeq and is a predicted model, not a curated record. Bases 69 to 854 code for a protein of 261 amino acids. Lineage: Eukaryota; Metazoa; Chordata; Actinopteri; Moronidae.